UAUAUGACUUCCACAAUCUCACAACUCUCUCACAAUCACUAAUACAAUCCCAAAAUUUGCAACCUUUCAAGAAAAAUUACUGGAUUAGUCUCUAUUUAUCUCCACUAAUUCGUAGUCAGUUUCAAUGGCUGAAAAGGAGCAACAAUCGCCACUUCCACUAGCACCGGCCCGCUACGGCCUUUCCCGGAGCGACACCGAGGCCCCAGACUGCCGCGCAGCCGAGCAGCGAAGAAUAAACAUAAACAAACGUAGAAAAUGCUUGCUCUACGUCUUCCUCUUCGCACUUCUCCAAACCGGAGUCAUACUCCUCUUCACUUUCACAGUGAUGAGGAUCAGAACUCCGAAGUUUCGCGUGCUUGGCGCCACGCUGGAGUUGUCCAACUCCAGCGUGGCGCUGCCGGGAAACGGCUCGCUGAGGGCCGCAAUGACCGCGGAGCUCGGCGUCAAGAACUCCAACUUCGGCCGUUUCAGGUACGGAAGAACGGCCGUGUAUUUCUUCUACGACGGCGCGCAGGUGGGGGAGGCGGCGGCGGGGGGCGGCCGCGCGAACUGGCGGUCGACCGAGAGGCUGAAGGUGAAGGUGGAUGUGAAUGUGGCUGAUUCGGCGCAGCUUGAGCGUGAUUUGGCGGCUGGAGUGGUGGCGCUGACGAGCCGAGCCGAGAUGAGGGGCGAUGUGAGGCUGGCGAUGCUGUUCGAGAAGAAGAGGUCGGCUGAGAUGAAUUGUAGCAUGGAAAUUGUUACGGGAAAUCUAAACAUUAGGAAUAUUGUUUGCGAUUGAUAAGCUUGUUUUAUUUUUUUUAAUUAUUCCUAUUACUUAGCCUAUAGGGAGUAUUUGAUUAUGGGUCAUUGGUUUUUUGUCACUUGCAGCUUUGAUUUUCCACACCAUUGUUUCCCUAUU
Molecule: messenger RNA, 898 nt
Organism: Salvia hispanica
Lineage: Eukaryota; Viridiplantae; Streptophyta; Magnoliopsida; Lamiales; Lamiaceae
Product: late embryogenesis abundant protein At1g64065-like
Biological process (GO): defense response to other organism
Source: RefSeq, a predicted model, not a curated record